AUGCUGGACCCCCUGGGCGCCCCGCCCACCUGGCUACGGGAUUUCAUCGAACCCUACGCCCUAGCUUGGAACAGUCCAACUCUCACCGAGCAUAUCCACGAAGUGAUCGGUGCCUUCUUGUUCUAUCAGUUCAUUCACUCGGUGGUCUCGCCAUGGCUGUCGCCGAUCCUCUUUCCCCGCUCAUACCCGGCGCUUAAUGCCCGCACCAAGUUGAACUGGGAUAUUCAUGUCGUCUCGUUCAUUCAGAGUGUUCUUAUCAAUGCCAUCGCUUUGUGGGUUAUGUUCGUCGACGACGAGCGCCGGUCUAUGUCGGCUGGCGAGCGUGUCUUCGGAUACACCGGCGGCUGUGGCUUGAUUCAGGCCCUGGCCGUGGGAUACUUCAUUUAUGAUCUGAUUGUGAGCGCCCAGCAUCUCUCGAUGUUUGGUAUUGGUAUGCUCUUCCAUGCUGUCAGUGCACUCUGGGUGUUUAGCCUUGGAUUUAGACCCUUUGUCAACUACUACGCCCCUGUCUUCAUUCUCUAUGAGCUAUCCAGCCCAUUCCUCAACAUUCACUGGUUCCUCGACAAGGUCAACAUGACUGGUAGCCGCGCCCAGUGGUACAACGGCAUGAUGCUGCUUUCCGUCUUCUUCUGCUGCCGCCUAGUCUGGGGAACCUGGCAAUCUAUCAUUGUCUACAAGGACAUGUGGUAUGCGCUCCAGCAGACCUGGUCUGCAUCUUCGUCCUCGCCGCUCCAAGCGCCCGUUGAUAUCAACGCCAAUGUCUUCAAGCUACGGGAUGGUGGCAUGUGUGUCGAUGAGACGUGUGCUCGUGCCAAUGCCGAAAUCGCCCGUUUCAAGGACUUCACGGCCGGUGGCGUGCCUACCUGGUUGGUCCUAACAUACGUUGCGUCCAACCUGAUCCUCAACUUCCUGAACUAUUUCUGGUUCUCGAAGAUGGUGGAGACCGUUCUCAAGCGCUUCCGCGCCCCUGCUGGUGCUGAGGAGAAGAAGAAGAAGGCCGAGGAGAAGCCUGCGAACAUCGAGGAAAUCGCGCGCGAUGUCGUCCUCGACGCUGCCGCGAAGCUGGAAGAGGAAGAGGGUGCGGUCCUGCGGGGUGAACUGCCUCUGACAGCUGAGCAAAUCUCGUCAGCCAUUGAUGCUCAUCUCCCCGAGGAGUUGCGCCGGCGCCGGGCAGAGCUGCUUGCUAAAGUACCUCUUCAAGGGUCAUGA
Messenger RNA from Penicillium cataractarum, 1209 nucleotides. Its product is annotated as TLC domain-containing protein. The record is from RefSeq and is a predicted model, not a curated record. The transcript is spliced from 2 exons. Gene Ontology annotation, cellular component: membrane; endoplasmic reticulum. Gene Ontology annotation, biological process: lipid homeostasis. Bases 1 to 1209 code for a protein of 402 amino acids. NCBI's taxonomy places the organism in Eukaryota, Fungi, Ascomycota, Eurotiomycetes, Eurotiales, Aspergillaceae.